Messenger RNA from Ambispora gerdemannii, 1449 nucleotides. NCBI's taxonomy places the organism in Eukaryota, Fungi, Glomeromycota, Glomeromycetes, Archaeosporales, Ambisporaceae. The record is from the annotation of a GenBank genome assembly.
AAUGCAAAUGCAGGGAAUUUUAACGAUGCAGUCAAGUGUAAUAUUUUAAAAUCUAUGAUGGGUGGAAAAUAUGCUCCAGUAUCAGUAAAUAAUAAUCUUGUAGCGGAAAAUCUGGCUAUAAAUUCUCCAGAUACAUUACGAGCUAUUCAGAGAUUGACUCAGGAAAAAUAUCAGCCCUAUGAUACUUCAGAUACCUAUAAAGCUAGAAUUCGACCAUUAUUAUUAGGAGUAGCAGACAAUGAUGCACAAGUUUUAGGAUUCCUAAAAAGCCAUUUGACAGGUGAUUUUUAUACUUGGAUGAGAAUUGCUAAUCCAGCAGGCAUUAAUGCAUUUUUCACUGAACUAAAAAACAUGUGGCUGGAGCGCGCACCAAAUUUGAAUGGUCAAGUUUCUCAACAAUCUUCCUAUAACACCAAAAUAAUAGAAGCUCCUAUAAUUCCGCAAUCAAUAGAAAAAUUGAGAAAGGAAGUUCAAUCAUCAAAAGCACAGAAAACACAGACACCAGUUCCACAAACCGUUGAACCGGUUAGACAGCCAAGAGGUCCCCCAUCAAAUUUAAAAACAGAAGAAGAUUAUAAAAAUUAUUAUGUAGCAAAAUACUUAAAUGAUUUAGGUAUAUAUAGUAAUGAAGAUUUAGAUUCACAUUAUCCUAAAAAACCUUUUCAAAAAACAAACCAAUCUGCUAGAAUGGAUAGAAUAGAAUCAAAAGUAGAUGAAAUUGAACAAAUAACAUUUCAAUUUGGAAAAAUGGUACUUGAAAAUCAAUCCAAAAAAACAGUAGCCAAAUUAAAUCGAACACAACGAUAUUAUUCCUUUCAACCAAUAAAUUCUAGUGUUUUAGCUAAUGAGGAAGGUAAUGAUGAUAAGACAUCACAACCAGAGGCUGGCUCACCAUUACGAGAAAAAAUUAUCAAUCCAUUAACAAAAAAUAAAUGGGUUGAAUCUCUUGAAUAUAUGCAAUGUAAAAUAGAAGAUAUAGAUAUUCCAGAGACAUUUUCAGAUACUGCAUCCGAAUGUGUUCUUAUGAACAAAGCAUUAAAUAAUGCAUUAGGGUGGGAUCUUGGAAUUGCACCAAAUUUUAUUCUUACUCAUAAUUCAGAUCACAUAACCAAAUUAAUAGGAGGACAUAAAGAUGUUGCAAUAUCUAUAAAACAUAAGAAUGGGUGGCUUAUAGUAAUAGUAAAUAUUGUAGUUAUUGACGAUAAAGAAACAGAUUAUCUUCUUUGUUUAGGAAUGCCAUUUAUCCGAAAAGUUAAAGGAAUUCCAGAUUCGGAUAAACAUGAAUUCCGAAUGACAGUUUGUGGAAAAUCUUAUAUUAUCCCAACUUUUAUUAAACCAAAUGAAAAUAUUAACGAGAAGCAACCUUCAAGUAAGAUAUCAAGCUGUUGUACUAUAGUAAUACGGGAUACCACUCAAGAUACAGAGGCAUUAGAACCAUUAGAGGAAUGA